CAGUGAGAGGCGACUGUUACUGUAUUCCCUCCUCAUUUCAAUGUAAGAUGGUGGUAAGAAUCUGCUACCUAAAUAAACAGUAAAACUGAGUAGGAAAACAUCUAAUCAAUACUGAACAUCUGAGCUGUGGAAUAGUGCUCAAUCCAAUUUAUAAAACGGGUAAACCUGAUCAGUUGAGAGGCAGAAACCCCCGCCUAAACUUGAGUGGAAUUCCUGCAAUACAGGACCAGCUAGUAGAACACCUUGGCCGACCUGCCAGAGACUUUUCCCAAUUUGCCGUGUGAUAGGAUGUCCCGCAGUCCAGAGCUGAAAGAAGACCCCAUGGAGUGCCCACUGUGCAUGGAACCUCUGGAGAUUGAUGAUGUCAACUUCUUCCCCUGCACCUGCGGCUACCAAAUCUGCCGUUUCUGCUGGCAUCGUAUCCGCACAGAUGAGAAUGGCCUCUGCCCUGCUUGCAGAAAGCCUUACCCGGAGGAUCCUGCAGUAUACAAGCCACUGUCACAAGAGGAGAUUCAGAGGAUAAAGAACGAGAAGAAGCAGAAGCUGAACGAGAAGAAGCAGAAGGUGACGGAGAACCGCAAGCAUCUGGCCAGCGUCCGUGUGGUGCAGCGGAACCUGGUGUUCGUUGUAGGGCUUUCUCAAAGGCUUGCUGAUGCAGAGGUUCUAAAGCGUCCAGAGUAUUUUGGCAAGUUUGGAAAAAUUCAUAAAGUGGUCAUCAAUAACAGCACGUCAUAUGCAGGUUCACAGGGUCCUAGUGCUAGUGCCUAUGUAACUUACAUUCGUUCAGAGGAUGCCCUUAGAGCAAUACAAUGUGUAAACAAUGUCAUAGUGGACGGUAGAACGCUCAAGGCUUCAUUAGGUACAACAAAGUACUGCAGCUACUUUCUUAAAAGCAUGCAGUGUCCUAAACCAGACUGCAUGUAUUUACAUGAACUUGGCGAUGAGGCAGCUAGUUUUACAAAAGAAGAAAUGCAGGCUGGGAAACAUCAAGAAUAUGAACAAAAGUUACUCCAAGACCUUUACAAAGCAAACCCCACCUUUUUACUAACCUCAACAUGUGGGGAGAAGUCAAAGAGCAAAUCCAAUUCCACUCAGCGGCCCAAUAGCACCAAUAAAGAAGGAUGGCCCUCAUUACAGAAUUAUGGGAAAAUGGUGAACGGUUUAACCACAGAGCAUCGUAAGUCUCCUCCUCUAUUAGACUGCCUAACAGACUCCGAUCACAUGACUCCAGACGAACCAGACCUUGAACAGGGAACAGAGCAAAACACAGGCCUCCCACCCUUCCCAUCAGCCUUAGAGCCUACCAGUCCGAUUGACAAACCAUCAGAACCCAUAAGUAUAGGAAACGGGGAAAAUAUAUCACAGACAUCCAGUAGCGAUUCCCCUUCUCCUCCACCUGGCCUUACUAAACCCAGCCUCGUCGUGCCCAUCAGUGUGGCUGAACUCACAGCACGGUCACCCUUUGAGGGGGCUGCAGCAGAGUCUCAAUCUCUUUUCUCAGACAACAGCAAUUUCAGACAUCCCAACCCCAUCCCCAGCGGCCUGCCCCCCUUUUCCAAUUCACCACAGGGAGCCUCCGAUUGGCCCAUGACUCCAGAACCACAGAGCCUUUUCACCUCAGAAACUAUCCCUGUGUCGUCCUCAACUGAUUGGCAGGCAGCCUUUGGUUUUGGCUCCUCAGCCAAGCAGCAGCAGCAGGACGAUGAUCUUGGCUUUGACCCAUUUGACGUCACACGGAAGGCUCUGGCCGACCUCAUAGAGAAAGAGCUGUCAGUCCAGGAGCAUUCCCCCCUCUCCCCCAACCCCUCCUCUCAUCAGACCGGCCUCCCCAAUGGCCAACAGCGCUUUCCUCAUCUCCAGCACAGAGGCCUCUAUAACUCCUUCAGUCUACCCCAACACAUGGCCGCACGUCACCCCUGGAUGGGCAUUCCUACCCGCAAUAACCUCACACACUUAAACCACACGGCCACCGCAGCUGCACACAGCCAUUUCUUAGACCUGAGCAUGCCAGCCCAGCACCACAGCACCGGUCUUGGGGGGAUUCCUAUAUCAGAAAACAACGGCUCUGUGGAAAGCAUUAAUGUGAAAGAGUGGCAGGAUGGACUACGUGCACUCCUACCAAAUAUCAACAUCAACUUCGGAGGCCUCCCGAACUCUACCUCUUCCUCGUCCUCUUCCUCCACUUCCAGUGUGAAUCACAUCGGGGUGCCAAUAGGCUCGGCUGGAAUCUCGCACAGCCUCAGUUGGGACAGUACGGCCAGUUGGAUGGACCCCGCCAUCAUCACAGGUAUUCCGGCAUCCACAGGGAACAGUUUGGACUGUCUCCAGGAUGACAAUCCCCCACACUGGCUCAAGUCUCUGCAGGCACUCACAGAGAUGGACGGCCCACCCAGUUCCAGCGCACUUCCACAGCCCCCACACACUGGUCUCCUAGACGCGGCGGCCCACCUCUCCUUACACAGAGCAGCCUGGGCUCCUUACCUCCCUCCUCCCACACUCACCCCAAAUCAGUUCCACUCUCCACCUCCAGGCUUUCAGACAGCCUUCAGACCCCAAGCGCAGACGGCCACAGACAUCCUACAGAGUGCCGGCAUUGACCGUCACUAAAGACAACACUUGAUUUAACUGCAUCACAAACAUGAAACUGCAAAUAUACCCCUUCCAUUAAUAACGUAACAUAAGCUCUUCUCUUUCUACCCUUUCCCUCUCCAUCCCUUUCCCCAUCAGGAUUAGUUUGUCUGUCAGUUUUUUUUUUGAAGGCACACAUACGUUUCUGUACGACGAGCACCAUCAGUGCUGGGUAAUGAUUACAAUGAAGAUGCCUGGGAGAUUCAGACAGACACUGAGGGUCCUUAUACAUGCAUCUUUACACAUGAUUCUGAGGGGGACUAAAGUGUCUGACACUGAAAUGUGCAGAGAAAACCAUGAGCAGCACUGAUGUGACACGCGACUAAUAAUGGCUAAACGGAAUAUGCCUAAACAAAUAAUGCUUCUGAUUGGCAUCACUUCUUCAUCCAAGGUACAGACUAAUUUAUACUGUGAAUUUUUACACUUCCUGAAUGUUAGGUCUCACCAUCAGGUAAGAUGUUUGAGAGGUCAAUCCUCCUUGGAAAGAACUCCAUUAAUCAGAGUUCCUUCUUAAUCUUAAAGAGGAGCUCUUUUGGAUUCAGGGCUUUGUCUAAAGCAUCUUUGGGUUAGUAUGGUGAUGUGAGGCUUGACAAGCCGCUUCAGGAUGACUAUGCUAAUCUCAUUCCUUUAAAGAGAGGGACAGCAAGACCACUGUGGAAGUGUUUAUUGGCUUGCCGAUAAAAUAAGCCAUUCAUACAAGGUAUGAAUCAGGAAUUGGGUCUGGAACCUUGGGAAGGAUGGUGAUGGUAAUAAGAAGAAGUGUCAAGGCAUGAUUGCAGAAAACGAGUGUCAAAAACGUGACGGCAAACACACACACACACACUAACAUGCCGCCAUUCCAAGGCCUACAAUUAAUUUCUACUCUAUUUUCUUUCUCAUCUGUGUGGCCAUACUUAACAGUAUUUAUCAAACGCAAUCACUCAUUCAUUCAGGAAGAAAAACAAAUCAAUGUAGACCAACAUUUGGGUUUAACAUGCUGCUGAGAUCAUACAAAAUAAAAGCGCUAAAAGAAAAAAAUUGACCCCUUUUCUGCUGGUCUGGAACAAUGAAAUCUUAAAUAAACAUAAGUAUUCAGUG
This is a messenger RNA of Danio rerio (zebrafish), 3705 nucleotides long. Lineage: Eukaryota; Metazoa; Chordata; Actinopteri; Cypriniformes; Danionidae. The record is from RefSeq and is a predicted model, not a curated record.